Messenger RNA from Entrophospora candida, 150 nucleotides. The record is from the annotation of a GenBank genome assembly. Lineage: Eukaryota; Fungi; Glomeromycota; Glomeromycetes; Entrophosporales; Entrophosporaceae.
ACAAAAACUGGUUUUAAACAAGUUUGCGGGAUCGGCAAAAACACUGAAUGAGAACACUCAUGAUGCCAUUACUAUUACACAUGCUGCUGUUAAAUGUCUUUUAUUUUCUGGUAUUUACUAUUACGGUAUUACGGUAUUAUGGUAUUUAUG